UUCGGCUCGUUAAUGGAUCAGCGUGCAAUUUUCAACACCUCAUCCGCCUUACGUUAUAGGUAUAGCCAUGCCUCGGGCAGCAAAUAGCGCUACGGCGAAACAAGAUGUUGUUAGCACUUACAUGACGUACGUUCCUUCAGUUUCGCGGCCGCUGAGGGAGAGGUGGCUUGACGACGGCGGUAGCAAAUGCGACAGAGGACUUGAUAAGAACUUCUCUGACGUGAACGCAGUUACUGAGCCGCCGGCAGCAGCACUCAAAGUCAGCCCAAACGCUGGAAAAUGUGAUGCCAGUGCUCGGGAGCGCCAAGUUUCUAGCUGUGCACGGAUCCAGGUCAGACGAGACAACCCCUUCGAGACAACCCCUUCGAGUGUGAAGUCGUCCUGUGUGACGAGAGUGAAAAGCGAGAGCAUCUGAGGUAAUUUCUUGAAUACUGCAUUUUCUCAGGCGACAAGACAGUCAUUUUCUUGUGUAAAAGGGACAGGGUGGAAUACCUGACGGGUGAUUUGACUCUGGGUGGCUUUAAAUGCGACUGUAUCCACGAAUGCGUGGAGGCUUCUGACCGGCAGCGAGCACUCGAUGACUUUGGCAGAGGCAGAGUACCAAUCUUGAUCGCCACCGACCUUGAAUCUCGGGCGUUGGACGUCGAAGAUCUGACGCAUGUCUUCAACUACGACUAUCCUUUAAACAUAGGAAAGUAGCUGUAUCGAGUACAGCGCGCAGGUCGCGCUGGGCGUCGCGGUUUGUCCAUUACGCUCGUAACCCGUCAGGAGUGGAUGCAGGCUCGUGAUCUGAUUGACGUUUUGGAAGAGGCCAACCAAUAUGUUCCCCAGGAGCUGUACGCCAUGACUGACCAUUUCGACGCCUGGAUAAAGCGGUGUGCCAAAAGACUUCCACAGACUGCCGCCGAAAGGACUCCAGCGAUGGUGAUCAGUGGCGAAAAUGAAUUUGGGUCAUUUUAAGAGCGCCUUUGCGAGGUGACGUGUUCAUCAGCACAUCUGCAGCAGCGGACACUUGUAACGCAGUUAUAUACGCUUUCUGUCAAGCCAAGCCAAACCAAUCAAAUUGCAUGAGCGCAAUUCAGCUCCGUGUUUCUUUUGAAAUUUACGAUAAGGACCCAGGAACCCAGAGGAACCUCCAAAACAGCCACCGGAAGUCUAGAGGCAGCUAACGAGACUAUCUGUGCCCCUAAGGGGGCAUGGAGAAUCGACCAGGCGUUCUGGAUAUCACCACCAGCGAUGCGGCAGGUAGCAGCCCUGUUGGGCCUAUGAUCCCUGACCCAACAUCGACGACUCAGUGGCCCCCGCUCACGUCACGUUCCUGGGCUGACGCAGUCGAAAUGACUGAACUGCAAAGGCAAGCACAAAACCCCUUUUCUAUUCUCGCUGAUGACUCCAAUGACCCUGCCGAUUGGGACAUGGAACAGCAAACGCGGAGGCAAAGAAAACGGCUGCGACCGCGGGACGCUGAUAAGCACGUGCGCAAUCGACACUGGAAGCAUGGCUUUGCAGAGGACGCUCUGCAAUGCGGCUCAGAUUCGGAUCAAGAAAUUGAGAUUACCAGCCAAACGCGCACUCAACAGGACCCCGCGCAGGCCAAGAAAGCCACAGAAACAGCGAACCUUUAUCCGAAUGCAGUUUUGCAGGACACCACCACUAUAAUAGUCAGACCUAAGUCCGCAACGUCUAUUUUGUCGAUUCCAGACACAGUGCUAAACGCCUGGCUCAAAGAACGCCUCCGUAGCGAAACGCCGGCCACCAUCCGCAAACAGCUUCGCGCAAACGUGAUUGCCGUGGAUAUUCCUGCAGAUGUAGCAACGCAAUCAUUUCUAAAGAUAGAGAAACUUGGCCCUGUUCCAGUGCAAGCCUACGUCGAUCCACCGAGAGACGCGAUCAAAGGCGUCAUAUAUGGCGUCAGCACAGAAUUUACUGACGAAGACAUUCGAGCUACAAUUCGCCCCCUGCAAGGCGGACCAAAAAUUUUGAAUGCCUACCGGCUUGGUAAAUCAAAGCAGACUGUUCUCGUAGUGCUUCCCGGAAAUAAGCUCCCGCGUCACGUACGAAUGGAGUAUAUUGCGCAUCAAGUCCAACCUUUCCGCUCGACGCCUAUCUUGUGUUCGCACUGUCAAAGGAUUGGUCACAAGGCGAACAUUUGCCCACAUGAAGCACGAUGUGGCAGAUGCCGAAGAACACACACUGCAGGCGAAAUCUGCACCGCUACGAAACCACGCUGUCUACAUUGCCAAGGUGAACAUGUUACGGGCGAUCCCAGCUGCCCGCACUACAAACGCGAACUACUCAUUUGUCGCAAACAAGCUGUGUAGCCGUCACUCACACGCCGCCAGGCAAUUGCCAGAACUAAGGCUGAGACACACGCUAACAAAUCUACGUCAUUAGAAGUCGCGGAACCCGAGAACAAAGGUAAUACAGAUGUUCAGAAAUUACCAAAGGAAGUUCUUGAUGCGCAAGCACACUCGAAAGAGCGCCAAAAAGCCUCUACAAGGCAACCUUUGCCCAAAGGCACCUUGACACAGCUGAGAAGGAAACAUACCGAGGUCAAAUGUCAGGGCACCACUAAUACACCAGAGAUAAAGAAAACUUUCGUCCAAGAGAACCGUAUGAAAGAGCGACAAAACACGGGGCCGGAC
Molecule: messenger RNA, 2645 nt
Organism: Dermacentor silvarum
Lineage: Eukaryota; Metazoa; Arthropoda; Arachnida; Ixodida; Ixodidae
Exons: 2
Coding region: 1197-2321 (374 amino acids)
Source: RefSeq, a predicted model, not a curated record